AUGCAAACUGUGAAGGAAAGAAACGAAGUAAUACAGAGUUUAAUUCAGAAAAAUGACAAUCUAUCGUCGCAGGUAAGGAGUUUGACAGGGAGGAUAGAGCAAAUAGAGCAAAACAUGCGUGCUCCUAACGUCGAAAUCAAUGGAAUCCCAGAGCAUAAAUCGGAAAAUCUUCUAAAAACUAUAGAGCAGCUGGGAUUUGCGAUUGAAAACCCCCUCGGUGACAAUGAUGUUUUGCACGUAUCCCGUAUUGCGAAGCUCAACAAGGAGAGCGACCGACCCCGCUCCGUAAUUGUCAAACUACGUAGUCAACGCCGUCGCGAUGAGUUGUUAGCAGCAGUAACAAAGUUUAAUAAAAAGAAUCCUGAUAACAAAUUAAACUCUGAGCAUUUGGGAAUUGGUGGACGUCGAGUGCCUGUAUAUGUUAGCGAACAUUUAACACCGAAAAAUAAGCACCUAUAUGCGGCGGCUCGAAAAAAAGCAAAAGAGACCGGCGCCAAAUUUGUUUGGGUGCGGGACGGUAGGAUCUUUGUUCGGAAACAUGAACAGAGUCAUGCCAUCUAUAUUAAACAUGAAGAAAGCUUGAAAUUAAUUGUCUAG
Molecule: messenger RNA, 597 nt
Organism: Parnassius apollo (apollo)
Lineage: Eukaryota; Metazoa; Arthropoda; Insecta; Lepidoptera; Papilionidae
Source: the annotation of a GenBank genome assembly